This is a messenger RNA of Arabidopsis arenosa, 4030 nucleotides long. The record is from the annotation of a GenBank genome assembly. NCBI's taxonomy places the organism in Eukaryota, Viridiplantae, Streptophyta, Magnoliopsida, Brassicales, Brassicaceae.
AAUAAAGAAGACCAAAGUGUGUGAAGUCCGAAUCUCUCUGAUUCUACAAUUUCACAAAAACCGGAAAAAAAAGAAGUAAAUAAAGCUUUGUUCAGUUCACUUCAAUGGAAGAAAAGCCCUUAGCAUCAUCAUCAUCUCAACCAAACAUUAUUUCUCCAUCAUCAAGCUUUAAACCAAAAUUAAAAGAUCAAGAUUAUAUGGAACUGGUGUGUGAAAAUGGGCAGAUUCUUGCAAAGGGUCGAAGACUCAAGAACAACGGUUCUUUUCAAAAUCAACGUAGGCAAUCUCUCUUGGAUUUGUAUGAGACCGAGUACAAUGAGGGUUUCAAGAAAAACAUCAAGAAUCUUGGUGAUACACAAGUUGUUCCUGUGAAUGAGUCUCAGCCACAACAAGAUAAAGAAAACAACGAACAUAUGAAUAAGAAGAAGCUUAAGUCCUCCAAAAUCGAAUUUGAGAGAAAUGUUUCGAAAAGCAACAAACGUGUUGAAUCAUCAACAUUAAUUGAUGAUUCUUCUAAAGGUCCAAAGAAUGUUGAAGUUACUAGAACUCCUCCUGAUGAGCAAUCUGCAGCUGUUGGAAGAUCCACGGAAUUGUAUUUUGCUUCUUCAUCGAUGUUUUCUCGAGGAACUUCAAGAGAUCUAAGUUUUUGUUCUUUAAAGAGGAAGCAUGGAGACAUUGAAGAAGAAGAAUCAACCUAUUUAAGUAAUAAUUCCGAUGAUGAAUCAGAUGAUGCGAAGACACAAGUUCAUGCGAGAACAAGAAAGCCGGUGACUAAGAGAAAACGAAGCACAGAAGUCCAUAAGUUAUAUGAAAGAAAGCGAAGAGAUGAAUUCAACAAGAAAAUGCGUGCUUUGCAGGACAUACUACCAAACUGUUACAAGGAUGAUAAGGCAUCAUUGUUGGAUGAGGCUAUCAAAUAUAUGAGGACCCUUCAACAUCAAGUUCAGAUGAUGAGUAUGGGAAAUGGAUUAAUACGACCACCUAUGAUGUUGCCAAUGGGUCAUUACCCUCCCAUGGGUCUAGGAAUGCAUAUGGCUGCAGCAGCAACACCAACAUCGGUACCGCAAUUCCUACCUAUGAAUGUUCAAGGAACCAGUUUUCCCGGGAUCAACAAUGCAUCAUCACAAAUGCUAAGCUUUCUUAAUCACCCCACAGGACUAAUCCCAAACACUCCUAUCUUUUCUCCAUUGGAAAAUUGCUGUCAGCAAUUCGUGGUGCCUUCGUGUGUUCCUCAGACUCAGGCUACUUCUUUUACUCAAUUCCCAAAGUCUGCGUCCACCUCAAACUUAGAAGAUGCAAUGCAGUAUAGAGGAAGCAACGGAGAAACAUUUCUCUACUGGAAUGGAACAGAGCCGACGAUUUGCACCUCAGAUCCUCAACUAGCUAAACAAAUCUUGUCGAGCAAGUUAGGUUUUUCGGUUAGAUCAAAGAGGAGACCGGAGUUGCUCAUAUUUUUCGGUAAAGGAAUUUCCUUCUCUGAGGGUGCUGAUUGGGUUCGCCAUAGAAGAAUCUUGAACCCUGCAUUCUCCACUGACCGGCUUAAGGUCAUGACGAAAUCGAUGGUGGAUUGCACAUUGAGGAUAUUCGAGGAGUGGAGAAAACAGAACAAAUAUGAAGAAACAAAGCAAAAUGUGAUGGAGAUGGAGAUGAAGAAAGAGUUUUAUCGAUUAACCGCUGAUAUUAUAGCGACUACUGCGUUUGGAAGCAGUUACGCCGAAGGAAAUGAAAUCUUUAGAGCACAUGUAGAGCUUCGGAAUUGUUGUGUUACUUCUGCCACCAAAGUGUUCAUACCCGGAAAACAGUACCUUCCUACACCUUUGAAUCUUCGAAUAUGGAAGCUCGAUAGGAAAGUAAAGAACAUGAUCAGAAGAAUCAUUGAUACUAGGCUAAAAUCGAAGAAUUAUGGAGAUGAUGAUCUUCUAGGAAUCAUGUUAAACGCUGCAACGUCUGAAGAUCCCGAGAAAAAGUUGAGCAUAGAUGAGAUCAUAGAAGAAUGCAAGAAUUUCUUCAUAUCAGGACACGGAACUACUUCGAUUCUAUUGACAUGGACUACGAUGUUGCUUAGCUUACACCAAGAUUGGCAAGAGAAACUCAGAGAGGAGGUUUUUAAGGAAUGUGGUAAAGACAAGAUCCCAGAUUCAGACACUUUAUCCAAACUCAAACUGAUGAACAUGGUGUUAAUGGAGUCACUUCGUCUGUACGGACCCAUAAUUCAAAUGUCUCGAGUGGCAACACAAGAUAUGAAGGUAGGACACGUGGAGAUCCCCAAGGGAACGAGCAUAAUCUUCCCGUUGCUGAAGAUGCACAGCGACAGAGCCGUUUGGGGAGAUGACGCCAACAAAUUCAAUCCGCUGCGAUUUGCAAACGGCGUUUCUCAGGCCGCUAAUAACCCAAACGCUCUCCUCGCGUUCUCAAUCGGACCAAGAGCUUGCAUUGGCCAAAACUUUGCCAUGAUGGAAGUUAAGACUGUGCUCACUAUGAUUCUUCAACGGUUCCGGCUUAACCUCUCCCGCGAGUAUAAGCACGCUCCGAUGGAUUACAUCAGUCUCCAUCCACAAAGAUUCAAAAACCAAGGAAUCUCAGGCCCAAAGUACAGAAUCUUUCACGGAAACCUCAACGAGAUAAAGAAGAUGAAGAGAGAAUCUCAUCUUUCGACUCUUGAUCCCAGCUCCAAUGAUAUUUUCCCUCGUAUUCUUCCUCAUUAUCAACGAUGGAUGUCUCUAUACGGAGAGACAUUUCUUUACUGGAACGGAACAGAGCCAAGGAUAUGCAUCUCAGAUCCUGAACUUGCAAAAAAUAUCUUGUCGAACAAAUUAGGUUUCUUUGUCAAAUCAAAGAUAAGACCCGAGGCCGUUAAACUCGUCGGCUCCAAAGGACUUGUCUUUAUCGAAGGUGCUGAUUGGGUUCGCCAUAGAAGAAUCUUGAACCCUGCUUUCUCCAUCGAUAGGCUCAAGAUCAUGACUACCGUGAUGGUAUAUUGUACGCUCAAGAUGUUAGAGGAGUGGAGAAAAGAGAGGACUAAGGAAGAAACAGAGCAACCGAUGAUUAAAAAGGAAAUGCAUAGAGAGUUCCAAAGACUAACAGCAGAUAUAAUAGCGACCUCUGCGUUUGGAAGUAGUUACGUCGAAGGAAUCGAAGUGUUUAGAUCACAAAUGGAGCUUAAAAAGUGUUGUAUACCUUCUCUCAACAAAAUCUUUAUCCCUGGAACUCAGUAUCUUCCUACGCCUUCGAACUUUCGGAUAUGGAAGCUGGAGAGGAAAAUGGAUAAGUCCAUUAAGAGAAUUAUAAGGUCGAGACUAGAGUCACAAUCAGAUUAUGGAGACGAUCUUCUGGGAAUCUUGUUGAAAGCUUACAAAACUGAAGGGAACGAACCAAAGAUUAGCAUCGAAGAGAUCAUACAUGAAUGCAGGACUUUCUUCUUCGGAGGUCACGAAACUACUGCGAAUUUAUUGACAUGGACAACGAUGUUGCUGAGCUUGCACCAAGAUUGGCAGGAGAAACUCAGAGAAGAGAUAUUCAAAGAAUGUGGUAAACAAAAAAACCCAGAUUCAGAAACUUUCUCCAAACUCAAACUGAUGAACAUGGUGAUCAUGGAGUCGCUUAGACUUUACGGACCAGUGUCAGCUUUGUCCCGAGAAGCAUCAGUAAGUACAAAGCUAGGUGACCUAGAGAUUCCCAAGGGCACAACCGUCGUCAUCCCGCUUCUGAAGAUGCAUAGCGACAAGACCCUUUGGGGAUCCGACGCCGACAAAUUCAACCCAACGCGGUUUGCAAACGGCGUUUCCCGAGCCGCCAACCACCCAAACGCUCUCCUAGCGUUCUCCGUCGGACCAAGAGCUUGCAUUGGCCAAAACUUUGUCAUGAUCGAAGCCAAGACUGUGCUCACCAUGAUUCUUCAACGGUUUCGGUUUAUUAGCCUCUGUGACGAGUAUAAGCACACGCCGGUGGAUCACCUCACUAUUCAGCCUCAGUACGGCUUACCCGUAAUGCUUCAGCCUCUGGAAGACUGAAGUAAAAUGCCCAAAUUAAU